This is a messenger RNA of Suillus subalutaceus, 2556 nucleotides long. RefSeq lists its product as uncharacterized. NCBI's taxonomy places the organism in Eukaryota, Fungi, Basidiomycota, Agaricomycetes, Boletales, Suillaceae. The record is from RefSeq and is a predicted model, not a curated record. The transcript has 15 exons. The coding region runs from base 1 to 2556 and encodes 851 amino acids.
AUGGGCCCGGAGCACACGAAAUAUUGUGAUUUAUGCGGCCAGGAUAUCAAGCCACAAGGGUGGACCACCCACCGAAAAGCUUGCGAGACGAAGGCAGAUAAAAGGCGCCGGGAUCAGGUGGUUGUAGAUGUGAUUCGUAAGGAGAAAGUCCCCACCUUCAAUCAAGACGACAUUAAAAUCGAAUAUCAUCUGAACAGUAACAUUGAGACCAAAGUAUAUGGAUUCGAUAACUUUGAGCAUCAUGCCGCAGACUUCCUGGUCCCCCCGCCUGAUGGACAACCUUGGCAUCCAUUCAAAUCUCAGCUUGAAUUCGAAAUUGCCGAGAUCAUGCUCGAGGUCGGGUUUAACAACCAACAAACUGAUCGGCUUAUCAAGCUAUGUCAUCGCUGUGCCGUGGGGAAGGAGAAAUUCACGUUCAAAAAUCACAAGGAUGUCUGCAACAUGUGGGAGGCGGCCUUGCACUGCAUUACAAAGUUUACGAAGGAGGUGAUUUCGGUCCCCUUCAAUGGGGAUGGGGAAUUACGGGACUAUGAGAUACAUUACCGAGACCUUUGGGAGUUGGCUGCUGAUAUGCUUCAGAAUCCCCGCCUCUUUCCCCACUUCAUGUUUGACGCACACUGCCUCUCAAAGUUUGACGGGAACACAUUUGUUUCUUUUGUUGAUGAGCCUUUCACUGCGCGAGAUAUUUGGGAUGUACAAUCGCAACUCCCACCAGGUGCCAAGCCACUGGCCUAUAUACUGUACGCAGAUAAGACAAAACUAUCCUCAUUUGGCACUGCGAAAGGUUAUCCAGUCUAUGCUCGUUUAGCAAACCUACCAACCGCAAUUCGAAAUGGGCGAGGUGUAGGUGGCGGUUAUGUGGUGGGAUGGUUGCUGAUCGUGAAGGAUGAAAAAUUGCACUCCGGAAAGCCCAGCUGGGUAGACUUCAAAAAUACUGUCUGGCACAAGUCAUUUGCCAGGAUCAUCUCUUUGUUAGCCUCAAAAUCACAAACAGGGCAGUGGUUUGAAUGUCUAGAUGGCAUCAAGCGCUGGUUCUUUCUUUGUAUUCUCAUUCUAUCAACUGAUUUUGAAGAACACCUUUGGCCAUGCCCCGUUUGUCUAGUUUCUCGAGAUGACCUGUGGGAUACUUCGAAAUCAUAUCGCCGACGAACAUCAAAAGAAGAGGAACUCCUGAAAGAACAAGCACUUCGUUUAAUUGAGAAUGCGUUUUGGGUGGUAGCAUUCACCUGCGUGCAUCGAGCAUUGUCGCAUGAUCGUUGUCACUUCAAUCAUGGUGGACUCUGGUCACACCAUCUCUGGGUUGAGCUGCAGAAAUACCUUGUAACUCUUCAAAGGGGAAAAGUAUCGCAAGUUGACAAUCGAUUCGAAAAAUUUCCACGCUGGCGAAAUCUCAAGCACCCAAAUCAGGUUGUUGGUGUUACGUUUACGGACAGUUCUGUCCAUGAGGAUAUUUCCAAGAUGAUAAUUUACGCCACGCAUGAUGUCUUGACUGAGGAUGAUUCUCCGCUCGGUUAUCUUCUCUUGUGUUGUGUAUGCCUUUACCUCGAAAUGGACAUGUACGCUGCUCUGGAGGUCCACAUAACUGGUACAAUCGAAGAGGGGAGGCAUACCGUCCAAGCCUUCACAGCACUCAUGAAGACCGCUGAUGACAAUGAGAAGAAUUGGAACUUUCCGAAACUGCACAUGACGACACAUAUAUUCGACGACAUUGAGGCUAAAGGUGCCUCACGCAAUUACAACACCAAGCCGAAUGAGCAAAUGCAUGGGCCCUUCAAGGACUGGUACUUGAACCGGACAAACUUCAAAGACAUUGCGGAGCAGCUUCUUUGCAUUGAUCACUGGCUACUUGUAGCUGAUGAUAUCAGUCGGUGUAUACUAGACUUCGAUGAAUAUUCGCAGUGGAAAUCAGACGACGCGGAUGAUGAUUUAUUAGAUGAUGAAGAUAUCGUCAUUGGCAUGGAUGGUCUGGGCGCCGUUUCUCUAGAUCCGUCUCUACACGUGAAAAUGGGAUCAAGACAAGCAGCACAAACCUUCUGUUCCAUCGAGGACGCACACCAUACCAAUGUUGAAUUCACCAACUUCCGCAUCAAGCUGAAUGAAUUCUUAAAUGUCUUUCUACCCGCCUGCAACAUUCCACUGCCGAACAGAAGAAGAAUCUGUUUACAACCAGAUGAUAUGGUUACUGAGUACUGGAAACAGCAUACUGACUAUCUCCGGUGCAAUCCUAAGUUCUUCAACACACCACGUUUUGACUUUGUCUUCAUCCGGACACAGAAAGGCAUCAUCCUUGGACGUCUAGUCUUCCUUUUUGAAUGUGCAAUUGGGAAUGAUUCGUUUCCCCUUGCUCUCAUCCACCCCUUUGACGCUCCAACAGGCCCACGGCUUCGAAAAGACAAACAACUUAACCUUUUCAGAGUCAAAGCACAACCACGCACAAAGAUACAGGAUUUGAGUGGCAACCCCCUCGAUUACUUCAUGGUCAACACCAUCGAUACAGACAUGUUUCUUCGUGUAAGGGAGAUGCACCUGCAGGCAGGUCAUCCAGUGCGUAUCUGA